Molecule: messenger RNA, 1065 nt
Organism: Yamadazyma tenuis ATCC 10573
Lineage: Eukaryota; Fungi; Ascomycota; Pichiomycetes; Serinales; Debaryomycetaceae
Source: RefSeq, a predicted model, not a curated record
UCGUGCUAACAUUUACACCGUAUUCAAUAAAUUGCACCCAAAAGUUUCUGUCCUUUCUGUGCUCCAGUUAUUAAAUAUCAAGCUUUUGAGUGGUAUUUAUAUGUCGUCCAAAAAGACUAUCCCAGAUCUUUUGAGAAUGUUUUUACAAGAGUUUCAAAGUCCCCCAUUUCCUAAGGAAGGAUACUUAUUAGAUGUGUUCAAGAAUGAAAAUCCAGUUGAUUUAGAAUUGAUAAAGGAAAAUGAUCAUUUAGGUGAGAAUUUGGUUAAAUCACUUAGAUUGAUGUUGAUGUUCUUUCAAGAUGAUUUAGAAGUACCUUUGACUGACUCGGGCAGUCUCAACUCAAAACUUAGCGUGGUCAAGAUCAAACGGUUGUUCGAAUUAGUAAUCUUGAACGGUUUCGAGUUGCUUGAGUUAGAAGCUUCAAUUAUUACACAUUCAGGGUUGCAUUACAAUACCUGUAUUAUCACCAGCUUGCUUAAUACAGACUUGAGUGCUGUAGGUGUUCACUCGAAGACUAUUUGGUGCAUCUACAACGAAAUAGUUAACAGCUUUUCUAAGGCUGACUUGAGAUAUUUGCCAUUAUUUGCACUCUUCUACAACCAGAUUUUGAUCAAGUUUGCAGACUCUGACAUCCUUCAAGACUGGUUGGUGAAGAGGCACAUUGUUGAACACUUUAAAGUAUUCAUGUUCGAUGCUGAGAAAUACCCAGCAAUCGUUCAGUUCACAGGUAUCAAUAGCUAUGACAAUUCGCCUGUUAUUGUUUCUCAAGACAAUUUCAAGGAUAUUGGCCCCGAUAUUAGUACCAAAAACAGUAGUUUCUCGGGUGAUGUGUCUAGUGACUUUUCUCAUAUGAGCUUAAGCAGAACUCAGUCUCAGUUUAGUAUCAACACUGGGAAACAGCCACAGCCACAGCAGGAAGGAUACCAGUACUAUCAGGAGGCAUCCAACUAUCAAGAUCAAUUACCACCUUUGCAGCAACCCCAACCCUCAGUUGCUUUACCCUUUAAGUUUGCCGAUAUUCAGUUUCCAUAGUUUCCUCACUAUUUUAGCGUAUAAUGCGAAAC